This is a messenger RNA of Cuscuta campestris, 1545 nucleotides long. The record is from the annotation of a GenBank genome assembly. Lineage: Eukaryota; Viridiplantae; Streptophyta; Magnoliopsida; Solanales; Convolvulaceae.
CUCAUUAUAUAAACGCCCAAAGAUUCUUAUUCUCUCUCUCUCUCUCUCUCUCUCUCCAAAUCUCGGAAUCGUUAAUUUGUUCAGAAAUUCAUACUCGUUCGCGCAAAUUCUGCAAUGGAAGCGGCGCAGGUGGAGGAGCUAACGUCCGGCGCCAGCGGCCGAAUCAUCCCGGUCUUCAAAAACCUCCGCCGCUCUGUCCUAUCAUACUGCGCUUUCCGCCGCGCGAUCAUUUACCUCCGAUCGGUUUUCGUCUGGAUCGCCCUCCUCCUGUUCCGCUACCCGACCGCGCCCUCUCCUCCGCCGUCCCCCUCCGUGGCCGCCGCCGCCGCUUCCGGGAGACGGCGGAAGUUCGCGCUGCGGCGGGACGAGGAGGACUCUCUCUGGCGUAGAUCCCUUGCGGAGUCACUGGACAUGGUUCCCCCGGCGGAUGGUGCUGAGGGAAGCGCCAGGUGCGAGUGGAACACGUUUUUGUUCCAUGGAAUUCGACGCAACGCCUUGUUUUGCCGCUCGUGGUUCCCUGUUUCUGGUGAAUUGAAGGGUGUUAUGAUCAUAGUUCAUGGACUCAAUGAGCAUGGUGGCCGGUAUGCUCAAUUUGCUCAUCAGCUAUGUUCCUACAACUUUGGGGUCUAUGCAAUGGACUGGAUUGGGCAUGGCGGUAGUGAUGGACUGCACGGAUAUGUACCUUCCUUGGACAAUGUGGUUGCAGACACUAGGGCAUUCCUGGAAAAGGUGACGCAUGAAAACCCCGGGAUACCUUGCUUCCUUUUUGGACAUUCCACCGGAGGAGCUAUUGUUCUAAAGGCCGCUUCAUCCCCUUCCAUUGAAAAGAUGGUUGAAGGAGUAAUAUUGACUUCCCCAGCUUUGCGUGUCAAGCCUGCACAUCCUAUUGUUGGUGCUGUUGCGCCGUUCUUUUCAUUUGUCGCGCCGAGGUACCAAUUCAAGGGGUCCCACAAGAGGGGGAUCCCAGUUUCAAGAGACCCCGCGGCACUCCUGGCCAAGUACUCCGACCCGUUGGUUUACACCGGGCCUUUGAGGAUCCGAACGGGCCAUGAGAUUCUGCGCAUCACCUCAUACCUGAUGCGCAACCUCAAGUCCGUCACCGUCCCGUUCUUCGUCCUCCACGGGUCCGCUGACCGGGUCACGGACCCGCUGGCUUCUCAGGACCUGUACAACGAGGCUUCUUCCCCGUUCAAGGACAUCAAGCUCUACGACGGUUUCCUUCACGACCUUCUGUUCGAGCCCGAGCGCGAAGACAUUGCUUGGGACAUCAUCAAUUGGAUGCACAAGAAACUCAAGUCGAGAAGCUAUGUCGAAUGAAAGGUUCUCGUCAGUUUUAAGGUUAGCCAACAAAGAUUGAUUAUGUGUCAAAUCGAAUGCCACGUGGCUGCAUGUGAUUGGGAGAUAGGCAUGGAAGUGGACCCGGAAGGCGUGCGAUUUGACACGUGUAGGAACAUGUUUUCCAUUGGAAUUGUUUGAGUUACUUUACAACCGAACUAAAAGGUUCAAUUCCGUGUCUUUAUCAUGGAAGAAAAGGUUCCAUAUUUA